AUGCCUUCUGCCGGUACCCCAUCGGCUUCGAGCUCCAGUAGCGCUGCUGGCAUGCUUGCGCCAUUCGCGAACGAGCUCGACAAAAUCGCACCGUCCUUCAGCAUCAACGGCUCCCAGAUACAGAUCAUUAGGACGCCGGCCGAUUUCUACGAGACACUAAAGGAGCGGAUACGGAACGCGAAGAGGAGGAUAUUCUUGUCCACUCUGUACAUCGGAAAGACGGAGAAGGAGCUGAUUGCGACUUUGCAUGAAGCUUUGCGAAACAACCCUGAGCUGAAGCUCAGCAUCCUGACGGACGCCCUACGAGGCACUCGCGAGGAGCCGAACCCGUCAUGUGCAUCUCUGCUUGCGCCAUUGGUGUCGGAAUUCGGUGCCGACAGAGUUGAGAUCCGGAUGUACCACACACCCAACCUGACAGGCGUGAGAAAGAAGUACAUCCCCAAGCGGAUCAACGAAGGAUGGGGACUGCAGCAUAUGAAGCUGUAUGGGAUUGACGAUGAAAUCAUUCUCUCUGGAGCAAACCUCUCCUCCGACUACUUCACAAACCGGCAAGAUCGUUACCACCUCUUCUCUUCCAAAGAGGUCACCGACUACUUCUGGAACAUACACCAAGGCGUCUCGUCCUUUAGCUUCCUCGUCGAGCCUUCGAAAGAAGCUGCUGGGUUCACAUUGACUUGGCCCAAGUCUAAUCCCGCACCCUCGCCACUGAAAGAACCGAGGCAGUUCAUCGGCACCACCACGCCAACCCUGGAUGCCCUGAUUUCGCCCAAGCAACCUGCCUCGGCAGAUGCAGGCAAAGAUACCAAGGUGUAUAUUCUGGCUCAACUGUCUCAGCUCAUGAAGCCGGAUACCUCGACGGAGCUCCCAGCCAUUACUCACGUACUAUCGACGCUCGGCAAGCCUGAAUACAGCGGCUCAUCAUGGACCUUCACUGCGGGAUACUUCAACCCUGCACCGUCAUUAACCAAGCUGCUGCUCUCGACAGCAUCGCGGAACAACGUUGUUAUUACCGCCUCGCAACAGGCGAACGGAUUUUACCAGUCCCCCGGCGUAUCCGGACUCCUACCGGGCGCCUACACCCUCCUUGCGCGCCGUUUCGUCCGCGCUGUUCAUGAACGCAAGCUCGACGAUUCCAUCGUUCUGAAGGAGUGGCGUAAAGGAACAGUUGGUGAGCCCGGCGGAUGGACCUACCACGCCAAGGGUCUUUGGAUCACGCUGCCGGGAGAGCAGAACCCCUCAAUUAGCAUUGUGGGAAGCUCCAAUUACACGAAGCGCAGUUACUCCCAUGACCUUGAGGCUGGCGCCAUGAUCCUAACUAGAGACGAGAGCCUUAAGAAACGCCUGGGCGAGGAGCAGACCUGGCUCCAAGAACACGCUGAGCGUGUCACCCGCGAAGACUUCUCUAAUAACGAGAGACGUGUUGGUCUCCAAGUAAGGAUAGCUAUGUGGAUCGCCCAAGCGGUUGGUGGUGCCUUGUAA
Messenger RNA from Colletotrichum spaethianum, 1479 nucleotides. Its product is annotated as CDP-diacylglycerol--glycerol-3-phosphate 3-phosphatidyltransferase. Lineage: Eukaryota; Fungi; Ascomycota; Sordariomycetes; Glomerellales; Glomerellaceae. The coding region runs from base 1 to 1479 and encodes 492 amino acids. Gene Ontology annotation, cellular component: mitochondrion. The record is from RefSeq and is a predicted model, not a curated record. The transcript has 4 exons. Gene Ontology annotation, biological process: cardiolipin biosynthetic process. Gene Ontology annotation, molecular function: CDP-diacylglycerol-glycerol-3-phosphate 3-phosphatidyltransferase activity.